GCAUCGGCAAACGUGGUGGACUCGUCGACGACCAAGGGGCGGAGAGAUUGUGAGAAGAGAGAGAGGGCGGGAGGACGCAGAGGGGCAUGGCGGGUUGGUCGAACGGAUGCUGAACAAAUGGCGCUCUGUGGGAAUUCUAUUCCGUUGCCUUUCAUGCAUCCAACCCACUCUCGUCUUCUAUCCCGACGCGAUUCACUCCAAUUUCCCUGCCGUUAGUCCUCAUCCUCCGCGUCUCGUGGUCUCUCACCCCGUGUGCUCCAGUCGAGUCAUCACCAAGAAAAUCUGCCAACUGUUCACACUCGUGGCGAUCGACUUUGGGCGGCGUUUCUUGGAGCAGAGGAGGGGAUAAAGAGGCAAGGGAAGGCGCGCGCGCGAGGGAGAGAGAGAGAAAGAGAGAGAGUGUGAGAGAGAGAGACAGAGAUGGUGAGCGGGCAUCUUUUCCACUGCAGGAAGCAGUCAUGGCCGCCGGAGGAGUAUGUCAGCCGCGUCACCCUGCAGUUGCUAGAAUCUGAUAAUGCUGCUCCACCACGGCAAGCAUGGAGGCGCCGGCUGAACAGCCAUGCCAAUAUUCUUAAAGAAUUCAGUGUGACAUUUAUGGAGGCAUUGAAGAUGAUGAGCCUUGGUGUUCGUUUAUGGUCAUAUGUCAGGGAGGAAGCAUCUUACGGGAGGAAAGCACCAAUUGAUCCUUUUACUCGAGAAAGUUGCAAGCCGUCAGCUUCCCAAGGAGUUCCUCUUGGAGGAAUGGGUAGUGGCAGUAUAUCAAGAGGAUUUAGGGGGGAAUUCAGGCACUGGCAAAUUACCCCUGGUCUAUGUGAAACAUCUCCAAUGAUGACCAAUCAAUUCUCGAUUUUUAUUUCUCGAGAUGGAGGGACCAAAAAGUACUCAUCAGUUCUAGCACCUGGCCAACAUGAAGGAAUAGGGACAGCUAGUGAUUGUGGGAUAUCAUCUUGGGGUUGGAAUUUAAGUGGUCAGCAUUCAACUUAUCAUGCAUUAUUUCCGAGGGCUUGGACAAUAUAUGAUGGGGAACCAGACCCAGAGUUAAAGGUGUCAUGCCGUCAAAUAUCGCCAUUCAUACCGCAUAAUUAUCGGGAAAGCAGUCUUCCUGCUUCUGUAUUUGUCUACACUUUGGUGAAUACUGGGAAAGAAAGAGCUAAAGUUAGCUUGCUUUUCACCUGGGCAAACUCAGUUGGAGGAAGCUCACAUCUUUCUGGUAAUCAUGUCAAUGAGCCAUUCGUAAGGCAGAAUGGAGUAACUGGAGUGCUACUGCAUCACAAGACUGAUGAGGAUAAUCCUCCUGUUACUUUUGCUAUUGCUGCAUGUCCAACACAGAAUGUUGAUGUGACUGUUUUGCCAUGCUUUGGAUUGUCAGAACAAAGCUGCGUCACUGCCAAGGAUAUGUGGGAAAUAAUGGUGCAGGAGGGACAGUUUGAGAGAAUAAAUAAUACUGUUGGCCCUAGCGUGCCAUCUGCUCCUGGUGAAACACUUUGUGCUGCCGUUUCAGCUUCUACUUGGGUUGAGCCUCAUGCAAAAUGCACUGUAGCUUUUGCAUUGGCCUGGACAUCUCCAAAAGUAAAGUUCAAAAAAGGGAAAACUUAUUACAGGCAGUACACGAAAUUCUAUGGGACGUCUGAAAAUGCAGCUGUGAAAAUAGUAGAUGAUGCCUUGAUGAAUUAUCAGUGGUGGGAGGAAGAAAUUGACAAGUGGCAGCGGCCUAUAUUGAAUGAUGAGCGACUCCCAGAAUGGUAUAAGUUUACCCUGUUCAAUGAAUUAUAUUUUUUGGUUGCAGGGGGCACGGUAUGGACUGAUGGCAAGCCACCAGAUAUUGAUGAAAAGUUGAGCACCAAGUGUAAUAUGGAAAAAUGUAGAAAAAAAUCGAAUAAGGAUUUCACGGUAAUUAUGUCUGCAGAUGAUGGUAGUGUCAGUGUGAAUGCAAAGGUUGAUGGUAUCAGUGCGACAAGGAAUGGCUCUGAGGGUGAAAUGAUGGGGAUAAAUCAGCAAAGUGAGGCUAACAGAGAUGUGAAUAAUAUUGCUAGAACUGAUGAACCAGUUGAGAACGAUGAUGUUGGAAAAUUUCUUUAUUUGGAGGGUGUGGAGUAUAUCAUGUGGUGUACUUAUGAUGUUCACUUUUAUGCAUCCUUUGCUCUAUUGGAUCUUUUUCCUAAAAUUGAAUUGAAUAUACAACGUGACUUUGCAAAGGCUGUCCUAAGUGAGGACAAAAGGAAAGUCAAGUUUCUCGCCGAAGGCAACUGGGGAAUCCGGAAAGUUAAAGCAGCUGUACCGCAUGAUUUAGGGACUCACGAUCCUUGGCAUGAAAUGAAUGCUUACAAUAUACAUGACACAAGUAGGUGGAAGGAUCUUAAUCCAAAGUUUGUGCUUCAAGUCUACAGAGAUUUUGCUGCAACUGGUGACAUUGCUUUCGCUGUGGAGGUGUGGCCAGCUGUUUGUGCUGCUAUGGAAUAUAUGCAGCAGUUUGACAGGGAUGGAGAUGGUCUAAUAGAGAAUGAUGGAUUCCCAGAUCAAACUUACGAUGCAUGGACAGUUCAUGGAAUCAGUUCUUACUGUGGUUGUCUCUGGCUGGCUGCUCUCCAAGCUGCAGCUGCCAUGGCUGAACGUUUAGAUCAGAAGACCUUUGCAGAAAAAUACAGAAUUCAGUUUCGUAAGGCAAAAGAAGUCUUCGAAGGACAAUUAUGGAAUGGAUCAUAUUUUAACUAUGACAGUGGGUCAAGUAGUAACAGCAAAUCCAUACAAGCUGAUCAGUUAGCUGGGCAAUGGUACACUUUCGCCUCAGGAUUGCCUUCCCUUUUUGAUGAUUCCAAAAUAAAGAAUGCUCUCCAGAAGAUAUUUGAGUUCAAUGUUAUGAAGGUGAAGGGAGGGCGUAUGGGUGCAGUAAAUGGGAUGCUUCCAAAUGGCAAGGUUGAUGAAACUUGUAUGCAGUCACGUGAAAUUUGGACUGGUGUUACAUAUGCAGUUGCUGCCACGAUGCUUCAUGCGGGGAUGGAGCAUCAAGGAUUUGCAGCUGCUGAGGGUAUAUUUACCUCUGGCUGGUCAGAGGAGGGAUUCGGAUACUGGUUUCAAACACCUGAAGGAUGGACAGUUGACGGUCACUACCGUUCACUGAUGUACAUGCGUCCUCUUGCAAUCUGGGCUAUGCAGUGUGCGUUGUCUCCACCUAAAGCAAUUCUUGACGCACCAAAAUUUAAUAUUAUGGAGAGAGAUUACUCAUCUUUGUUUAGUCUGAGAUCUACAACUGGCACAGUCAAGAAGAAAGUAGUCAAGAACAAGUGGUUCGGCAACUCGGUUUUUCACUGUGAAUGUUCAUGUGGGUGAGUCUUCAGUCAGCAACUGUAUAUUCCUCUCCCUCCCUCCCUCUCUCUCUCUCGAUCGUGUUUCGCUCACAGGGUAAUAAAUCUCACUCAACGUCAAGUUCCGGUAGCUCUCAGAAAGAAGGUUGAGGUUUCUGGAAAAAACUGAUCGUGUAGUCGCAUAAUAACCAGUAGACUAUUCAAUUUUAUAGGUACACCUGAUUAUUCUUCUUGGGUUCUGCAAGAGCAUGUACGGUGAGCUGCCGUUCAAUUAACUCUUGGUCCCUUGAAGGAGGAAAUUUUUAUCUGGCUUUCUGUUAUCUUUGUCAGGGACAUGCAUGUGUGCCAGUUGAAGUGCACGCAUUGGAUAAUUAAAUGAUUUCCUAAUUUCUAAUGUCAACAGCUUCAAUUUUCCCCCCUUGUGGGACUA
Messenger RNA from Nymphaea colorata (pocket water lily), 3732 nucleotides. RefSeq lists its product as uncharacterized. Lineage: Eukaryota; Viridiplantae; Streptophyta; Magnoliopsida; Nymphaeales; Nymphaeaceae. Gene Ontology annotation, biological process: carbohydrate metabolic process; glucosylceramide catabolic process. Gene Ontology annotation, cellular component: membrane. The record is from RefSeq and is a predicted model, not a curated record. Gene Ontology annotation, molecular function: glucosylceramidase activity; beta-glucosidase activity. Bases 421 to 3327 code for a protein of 968 amino acids. The transcript is spliced from 18 exons.